This is a messenger RNA of Silurus meridionalis, 2652 nucleotides long. RefSeq names its product aldehyde dehydrogenase 3 family, member A2b (gene aldh3a2b). Gene Ontology annotation, cellular component: cytoplasm. NCBI's taxonomy places the organism in Eukaryota, Metazoa, Chordata, Actinopteri, Siluriformes, Siluridae. The record is from RefSeq and is a predicted model, not a curated record. The transcript has 11 exons. Gene Ontology annotation, molecular function: aldehyde dehydrogenase (NAD+) activity. The coding region runs from base 150 to 1622 and encodes 490 amino acids. Gene Ontology annotation, biological process: aldehyde metabolic process.
UUAACGAGCUGAGCGCGAGCCCCAUGGUUGGUCUCUGCAGCAGCACCGAUAAGCCUCACUGAGUCCGCUGUUGGAAGUACAGGCGAGAGGACAAGAAGACAGGAAGAGGACAGGAAGAGGACAGGAAAAGGACAGAAACAGACGGAGGGAUGUCUCAAGAGCAGAAGGCCGUGGAGCGUGCCAGGAAAGCCUUUCAAACCGGCCGCACCAAACCGCUAGAGUACCGCAUCACCCAGCUGAAGAACCUCCAGCGCCUUUUUGUGGAGAGGCAGAAGGAAAUCGCAGAUGCUCUCAAGAAGGACCUCAACAAGAGUGAGUUCGGCACUCCGCUCUACGAGACCCUGGGUCUGGAGGGAGAGAUCAACAUGGCCAUCAGCAAGCUAGCUGAGUGGGCCAUGCCAAGGCCUGUGACUAAAAACCUGCUGACCAUAUCAGAUCAGGUCUACAUUCAACCUGAGCCACUGGGAGUGGUGCUCAUUAUCGGGGCCUGGAAUUACCCCUGGGCCGUCACCAUCCAACCACUGAUCGGAGCCAUCGCUGCAGGUAAUGCUGUUGUCAUUAAGCCAUCAGAAGUGUGUGUCCACACCUCCAAAGUGAUGGAGAAUCUUCUGCCAUUGUACAUCGACAAGGAGAUGUUUCCGGUGGUUACCGGUGGAGUAGCAGAGACUCAGGAGCUGCUGAAGCAGAGAUUCGAUCACAUCUUCUACACCGGUAACUGCGCGGUGGGCAAACUGAUCAUGGAGGCAGGCGCUAAACACUUGACCCCUGUUACUCUGGAGCUGGGUGGAAAGAGUCCUUGCUACAUCGAUAAGAACUGCGACAUUUCCAUUGCCUGUCGACGUAUUGCUUGGGGAAAGUACACAAACUGUGGUCAAACCUGCAUCGCACCUGAUUACAUUCUCUGUGACCCGAGCAUCCAGGACAGAGUUAUAGAAGAGAUAAAGAAGAACGUAAAGGACUUCUACACAGAAGAUCCCAAAAGCUGCACGGACUACGGACGCAUCAUCAACCAGCGCCAUUUCAAGAGAGUGAUGGCGUUGAUGGAGGACAGCGUUGUGGCUAUAGGAGGAGAAAAUAAUGAAUCCGAGUGCUACAUCGCUCCAACGGUUUUGAGAGACGUGAAGCCCGAGGCAAAGGUCAUGCAGGAAGAGAUCUUUGGACCCCUUCUGCCUAUCCUGAGUGUUGGCAGUGUGGACGAGGCUAUCGACUUUAUCAACCAGAGAGAGAAACCUCUGGCCCUCUAUGUCUUCAGCUCAGACAACAAGCUCAUCAAGCGUAUGAUCUCAGAGACAUCCAGCGGAGGCGUCUUGGCCAAUGACUGCUUGGUCCACUUCUCCGUCAGCUCUCUGCCGUUCGGUGGUGUUGGCAACAGCGGGAUGGGCUGCUACCACGGCAAGUUUACCUUUGAUCAGCUGAGUCACCUGCGAGGCUGCCUCAUCAAGCAGCUGAAGAUGGAAGGAGUGAACAAUAUGCGCUACCCGCCACACACAGCCAAGAAACUGGACUGGGCUCGCUUCUUCAUUCUCAAACAGGUGGAGAUGGGCAAGCUGGCUCGCAUGGCCGUAAUGGCUCUGCUGGUCGUUGCUGCUGCCGUGAUGAUUCAGAGAUUUCUCUUUGACUGAGAGAAGACAGCUAUCGCCAUGAAUUUAUCUCUGGUUCUGAGUAAAGCAACCGGGAUGGUUUCUUAUACCGGCUGCUUCUUGCCUUAAAUCACCUCAGUGCUGCAUCUAAUGAAGGAUCCAAAUUCCAGUCUGACGUUAAUAUUAAUGCUACGCUAAUCUGUGAUGCACUCUCUUACAUCAGAUUGGCCUGACUGAAGUCUAUAGUCAUUUAUUUCAUUUUUUAUUCAGGACGAUUUUUAUGAAGGAAAAUAAAUCAUUUCACGUUUAGCACGUAGUACCGUUAGUGUGGAAACAGGGCUUUGUAACGUUCACAAGCAAUGUAUUGUGUUCUUUUCUUUGCAUGAAAAAGAUUGGAGGAAACAUCUGACAAUUAUGCUUUAGAGUUAGGAGAAGAAACCCAACACGGUCCAGUUAAGGUUUUUUCUUUGGUGUCUUCGAUGCCAUUAAACACUGAGGUGCAGCACCAGUGUGUGUAUGACCCAUGGAAAGCUGCUAAACCAUGAAGACAUCUUGGACAUUUAGAGCAUUAUGACAAAUACAUUUCAUAAAAACUAUUAUAAUUCAGCAUCAUGAUUGCAGGUCCUUUACCACUCAUUUCUUGAUGAUACAAAUCAUUUUUGCGGAAAUAAUUCCAGAAAUGUACCUCAGAUCCAUUAGCCAGGAGAUGUAGUCUCAAAAGUCCACAUGAAUGCACUCUGUUCUGACCUCAUGUCUAAGGAAAUGAACUAACUAUCAAGCGCUUGAGUAAUUUAACUGUACUUUAGUCCAUGAGGACUGGAACUGACUUCCAACGAAGGAUUAACUACUUUAUUGAAACACUUGAUUUCUGGUCAGUAAAAAUGUACUACUGGGUGAAAAUGCAUUAUUAAUAUUUGUGAAGAAACAUGUUAUAUCUCAUUGGUCCACCAUUUCAUUUUUUUUUUUCUCGAAUGUAAUGUCUCUGUUGAAUAUUAAUGGAAAUAAUAAGUGGAUCCAUUUAAAGAAUUCAUUUUCUUACCUGUCAAAUAAAUUCACUUUUACAGAAAUUAAA